AUGAUGAGCUUUGCAUCCGCCAAACUCAACCGCGUCCACAGCGGCUGCAGUCGGCGACGAGGAUGUGUUGAGAAAAACCGACGGGCGGCGAGGAUAUGCUGCGCUUCCUCGAAUGAAUCUGAUGUGGAGGCCACACUGGAAUUGCCUGCAAAAGGCAAACAGGCUGUGCUGGAACUGCGGGUGGAAGUUUCAAAACCCUUACCCGCCGUAGAGGGGAAGGGGGACGCUCGUGAGUUCGUUCGUUCUGACGGUGCGCUCCACUCCUUUUUACAGGGUGGACCUUCCACUCCACAGCUGCUCGGUGAAGGGCAUUGGAGAGUGGUGGCCCCGGGCUUCGCUGGAAAGCUUUUCUUCAUAGGACCUUCGGUUGAAUUCUAUCCGGUGAACGAGGUUGAGAUUUUGCACUCCGACAUCGACGACAAAGAGUGGGCACAGGUGACUCUCGCAUUGAAACGGGGUUCGAUUGAGGGGUGUCCAGCUUCAGUGGUGGACUGGAUCAAUCAAGCGUACACCACCGACCGGACGACAACCAUUGUGACUGUGGAUUCAAGGAUGGGAAUGGUGGUGACCUCGGUAGAUGUGCGCAUCAGCAUCAUGGUUCCCAAGCUGUUCUCUCUUGUGCCCACUCAUAAAAUAGAAGCCGCUAUGAAGGCUUCGGCGCUGGGGUCAACUGAGGCUGCCUUGAGGACUGUGUGCGACGCUGUGGGGGAGGCGUGGAUGACUUAUCAUGCUGGCGGAGGAUUAACGCGCGUUUAG
This is a messenger RNA of Micromonas commoda, 756 nucleotides long. RefSeq lists its product with no specific name. The coding region runs from base 1 to 756 and encodes 251 amino acids. Lineage: Eukaryota; Viridiplantae; Chlorophyta; Mamiellophyceae; Mamiellales; Mamiellaceae. The transcript has a single exon. The record is from RefSeq and is a predicted model, not a curated record.